GUACACCAAAAAAAAAAAAUAUAUGAAGUCCAUACAUUGUAAUUUUUGUGCUUCAAUUGACACUCCUUGGAGCUUUGCCACUUCUCCAUUCUUAAUUAGAGAUGUCUCGUUUGAGCCUCCCAAAAACUAGAAAAAGAAUCUAACAGAAAUUAAUCGAAAUAAUAAGAGGAUCAUUUGCACUUUUAUCCCGUAUUUUGUGCUGGUUUUAGUUUUUCUCCUACAUAGCAAACAAUUUUUUUCGGGAAUAUAAGUUUAUAUUUUCAGGUUAUAAUAUUUCAUAAGUUAUGUCUCGACAUGAAAGGAAAAACGUUAAUGACCAACCCAUUUAAACGGCAAAAUGUCCAAUUUUAUGAAUACCUUAUAGCAAAACAAAUUAAAAAGGAUUUUUCUCUUUUCUUCUUGGCUAGGGAACCAUUAGAUUUUAAAGAUAAAAAAUCUAUUAACCUUACCCUAAGGAAUAAGAAGACGUAAAGGAGAAGUAGGAACAACAAAAACCAUAUAUAUAUAACAUAGUCUUUUAGGGCAAAACAAAUUUAGAAAAAGAAUCUUGUUUACAUGCAUUAUUUUUUUUCUUCAUACUAUAUUUCAUUGAGAAACCAAAAGAAAAAGAAAGCUAUAGCCUAUACACAAUGGGUAGAGGGAAAGUAGAAUUGAAGAGAAUUGAUAAUAAAAUAAAUAGACAAGUGACUUUUGCAAAGAGAAGAAAUGGACUCCUCAAGAAAGCUUAUGAACUUUCUGUUCUUUGUGAUGCUGAAAUUGCUCUUAUUAUUUUCUCUAGUCGUGGCAAGCUUUAUGAAUUUUGCAGCAGCUCAAGUAUGUCCAAGACAUUGGAGAGAUACCACAAACAUAAUUAUGGUGCACUUGAAGGAACCCAACCAUCAGCAGAUUCACAGAACAACUACCAAGAGUAUUUGAAGCUUAAAACAAGAGUGGAAGUGUUACAACAAUCUCAAAGGCAUAUGCUUGGAGAGGAUUUGGGAGAAUUGAACACAAAAGACUUGGAACAACUUGAACGUCAAUUGGAUUCAUCAUUGAGGCAAAUAAGGUCAACUAAGACACAACACAUGUUUGAUCAACUUGCUGAACUUCAUCAAAAGGAACAAUCUCUUACUGAAAUGAACAAAUCUUUGAAGACAAAGUUGGAAGAACUUGGUGUUGCCUUUCAAACAUCAUGGCACUCUGGGCCUGGGGAGCAAAGUGUACAAUAUAGACAGCAGCAGCCUGAGGGAUUUUUUCAACAAGUGGAUUGCAAUAAUCAUACAGUGCCUGAUAUGAGGUAUGGAUACGAUAAUGUGCCACCGGAAUAUGCAGCACCAUCAACACAAGAUGCUCUUGGAGUUGUACCUGGAUGGAUGCUUUGAAUUUGGAGUCCAAAAGACAAGAAAAUUACAUGAGUUAGGAAAAACUAAAAAUUGCCACAAUGAUGAAAUCUUUCCCUGACAUAAAAAUAGAGAUUCAUUGUUGAAAAAUAUUAGUACUAUUUGCAUGUUUAACUAGCUAGCAAACACUUGGAAUUAUGCAGAUAGAAUUUAUGACAUGUAAAAGGUUUAUACAUUGUGAUGUAGUUAUUGUCAAGAAGUGUCUGGCAAUAACACUAUAUAUAUAUAUAUAUGUAAUACUAGAGGAGUAUGGCCCGUGUCAGCACGGGUCCAACAUUAAAAUAUUUUGAUUAUGUAUGAUAAGUUAAAUUGAUGUUAAUUUGAA
Molecule: messenger RNA, 1704 nt
Organism: Capsicum annuum
Lineage: Eukaryota; Viridiplantae; Streptophyta; Magnoliopsida; Solanales; Solanaceae
Gene: RIN
Product: MADS-box transcription factor MADS-RIN
Exons: 8
Coding region: 630-1361 (243 amino acids)
Biological process (GO): positive regulation of transcription by RNA polymerase II
Cellular component (GO): nucleus
Molecular function (GO): RNA polymerase II cis-regulatory region sequence-specific DNA binding; protein dimerization activity; DNA-binding transcription factor activity, RNA polymerase II-specific
Source: RefSeq, a predicted model, not a curated record